GUAUGGAUGAACUCUACUCCGGUGGCGGGCGGUGCGAUGGUAAAAUGAGAUGAUGGUAUCAUCUCAAACAAACAAAUUACGUUGCACAUUACCAAUUAAUUGCCGCAAUCGCUAACCCAACUUUUCCACCUCAAAUCUGAAGGUAGCAUUCUUGUAGAUUUGAUUGAGUCACGAUCGUCUUAGGUCAUCAUGAAGCUUAAGUAUUAAAAAUAUUUAAUAAAUAAAAUACUUAAUUUAUGGCUUCGUUUUAUUGUUCUAAACGCUAUAACAAAAUAUUAUACGCCAUAAGCGCAUAAUACGUAUCGCAUUUUAAAAACACUAUAAUAAAAAAAGAAACUUACUGAAUCAACAUUUAUUUCACACGCGUCCUGUUAAGGAAACGGACGUCUAACAAGUAAACGAUGCUGUGCCACACACUCAUUCUGGUGCUGGCUGCAGGCCUGACCAGUUGCGACGUGUCUCACCUCGAGACGACCACGCCUGACCCUCCACCGAAGCCCUACGUGUUCUCCUAUACUGCUGGACGAUUCCCCGGACACGUUGACAGGGAACACACCGAAGUCAGUGACGGCAGCGGAGUCGUGAGAGGAAAAUUCGCGUACGUCGACCCACGUCACAAGGUUCGGACAGUGGACUACGUGGCUGACAAGGAAGGCUUCCAUCCGAUACUGAGCGACGUGCCUCCAGAGCACCCAGCUGACUCUGAAUCCGUUGCCUUGGCUAAAGACAGGCACUUCCAGCUAUACUCCAAGAUUGCUGAAGAGCACGCCCAACAUCCACAUCCUUAUGAAACCAGCGUUCCUCGUCAAUCAGCCGCCGUCGCCGAAGCCACCUUGAAGCACUCUGAGCUUUUCCGCGUUAUCGCCGAGCAGCACGCGAGGAUCGCGGCGGAGAGAGAGGCUCUCAUCAGGGAGGAAGAAGAGAAACAGCACCUGCAGGAACUUGAACAGUAGACCGAUUCGAGAAGACCCAAAGAACUUUUCGAUAGUUCAAUUUCAAUUUAAUCAAAACAAAAUAGAAUAAUCAGAUUUUUCGUAAUCUCAAUAAUUAUGAUACUAACUCGUCAUGUUACGCAAUUCAUCAAUGAUUCUCUUCGCAAAUGUACGUAGUAUGUAGUCAUACAAUUUCGCGUCCUGGUGAAACUGGAAAGGUCUCCGGGCCACAAGUAAUCCUUCAAUCAUAAACAAAACCGUUUCGCUUUGGAAGUUUUCACUUAAUUACCCUGAAAGUGAAUUAUUAGUAGCAAGAACCAUGUUCCCGUGGAUUCUUUUAAGAAGGCUUUCAAUACAUUAUUAAAAUCUAUCAGUAUCGGUUACACGCUUAGUAAGGUUGGCUUCAUAAGAAUUUCUGCCAAGAAGCCAUCUUGGACGGCAGACUUGUCCAAAAAGGCUAAUAAUGCUUUUACAAAAUACACCUCUUGCUAUUGUCAAAUACAUUUCACUUUCAAGUAAUUUUGAGUAGACUAUUUUUAAAUUGUUUUAGAGAGGAUGAAUUCAAUUUCGUAUCAAUCUUAGUAACUAUGAACCGAUUGAAAUUAAUAUUUACUUAAAUAUAUAUUUAUUACUAGCUGACUCGGCAGACUUCGUAGUGCCUCAAUCGAUAAAUAAAAGACCUAAACUUUUGUAUAAAAUAAACUUAAAACAAACAAAAGGAAUCCGUCCGACGGGGGACACAUCAAAGGAAAAACAAAAUUGUUAUUUUUAUUUAAUGCCGAGCAUUUUCAUAUUUAUCUACCGCUUAAACCUUCUCUGGCCUUCCACAAAAAAUUCAAGACCAAAAUUAGCCAAAUCGGUCCAGCCGUUCUCGAGUUUUAAGCGAGACUAACGAACAGCAAUUCAUUUUUAUAUAUAUAGAUUAGUAUUUGUAUAUUAGGUCAUUAUUGGAUUGUUUAGCGUUUAAGAUUCAACUGUAAUACUCUAAAAUGCCAUAUAUCGUUUCGUAUUUUAGUCGAGCUAGUAUUUAUGAUUUUUUUAUUGUAUUCUUUUUUUUUGCAUUUUCAUGAAAUUCUCCUGUCGAAAAGUCAAUAAAUGACGUUGAUUGU
Molecule: messenger RNA, 2041 nt
Organism: Bombyx mori (domestic silkworm)
Lineage: Eukaryota; Metazoa; Arthropoda; Insecta; Lepidoptera; Bombycidae
Gene: CPR56
Product: cuticular protein RR-1 motif 56
Exons: 4
Coding region: 402-953 (183 amino acids)
Cellular component (GO): chitin-based extracellular matrix
Molecular function (GO): structural constituent of chitin-based larval cuticle
Source: RefSeq, a predicted model, not a curated record